GAAACAACCUGUCAGAAUUUUAUGACAGAAAACAAGAAAAUAAACAAAUUUUUUGCACUAAAAACUUGAUCAUUCCUAUGUCUGAAGAAACAAUUUUUGAAUUACUGCAUUCAGCUGUUGUUGAUUAUGUCGUUGAGGAUAAUACUAAAGUAUCGGAAAAAACAAAUAAAACCGAUGCAAAGGACGAAGAUUUAUCGAAACUAGAAUAUAUAGGAUUCUUCGCUGGUUAUAGAAUGAUAGAAAGACUAACAAGAGAAAUGCCCCGUUUUAAGGAUGAAUUAGAUACUAUGAAAUUCAUUUGUACAGAUCUCUGGUCUGCAAUUUACAAAAAACAAAUAGAUAAUUUGAGAACUAAUCAUUUAGGAGUGUAUGUUUUACAAGAUAAUGCCUUUCGAUUCUUAACUAAGUUGUCAAAUGGCAAGCAGUAUUUAGAUUUAGCACCAAGAUAUGUAACCUUCACUUGUGGAGUGUUGAGGGGGUGUUUGGCAAAUUUAGGCAUAGAAAGUAUUGUUACAGCUGAGAUACAGACAAUGCCUUCUUGUAAAUUCCAUAUACAGGUCCAGAGACCUUGCUGAAAAAAAUUAAUAAAACAUUACUAUUAUUACCGAUUAUUAUUGUUUACUGUGUAAUAAAGUUUUCUGCCUGUCUUGAA
This is a messenger RNA of Coccinella septempunctata (seven-spotted ladybird), 652 nucleotides long. RefSeq names its product trafficking protein particle complex subunit 6b (gene Trs33). The record is from RefSeq and is a predicted model, not a curated record. Gene Ontology annotation, cellular component: cis-Golgi network; trans-Golgi network; TRAPP complex. The transcript has 3 exons. Gene Ontology annotation, biological process: endoplasmic reticulum to Golgi vesicle-mediated transport; regulation of GTPase activity. Lineage: Eukaryota; Metazoa; Arthropoda; Insecta; Coleoptera; Coccinellidae. The coding region runs from base 78 to 575 and encodes 165 amino acids.